Messenger RNA from Archocentrus centrarchus (flier cichlid), 675 nucleotides. It is a transcript of the gene nat8l2, whose product is annotated as N-acetyltransferase 8-like 2. The record is from RefSeq and is a predicted model, not a curated record. Gene Ontology annotation, molecular function: N-acetyltransferase activity. Lineage: Eukaryota; Metazoa; Chordata; Actinopteri; Cichliformes; Cichlidae. Bases 4 to 675 code for a protein of 223 amino acids. The transcript has a single exon.
AUCAUGCCGCUGGUGAUCCGCCGGUACCGCCCUGCAGACAAGGCCACAGUGCUGACCCUGUUCACUACUGGCCCCUGGGCGCACAUCUGUCCGUGUUUUCGCAAUGCCAUGACCAGUCCCCUAUACCUCACCAUCACGCUGGCUCUGGGUGUUGUUGGAUACCUCCUUGGCUCUGUGUUUGGGGCUGUGCUGUUCCCAGCAGCCUGGGUGGGUGUCAUCUACUGCUGCUGUCAUGAAAUGUAUUGCGGGUACGUCAGAGAGAGACUUCGGACUGACAUGCAGGACAUCCCUGGGAACUUUCUGAGCAGAUCUGAUGACUGUUUCUGGGUGGCAGAGGCUGAGGUUGAAGGGAGACCACAGGUCAUUGGUAUGGUGGCUGUGGCAGCCAAACACAGUGGGACAGAAAAGUAUGGGGAAAUGUUUCGAAUGAUCGUUGCACCGCAGUGCAGACGAAUGGGCCUCGGCUUCAGGCUGGCUCAGACUGCAGUUGAUUUCUGUAAGGAACGAGGCUUCUCUAAAGUGGUGCUGGAGACUACCUCCACCCAGAUGGCAGCUGUGGCGCUGUACAGCAAACUGGGGUUUACCCGUGUCUUCUCUCAUACCAACAAACUGGCUUUUCUGUGGAUCAGUUCACUAGCCAGGGUCACGAUUAUAAAGAUGGAAAAAUAUUUGUAA